AUGCCCAGGGAAAUCAUCACAAUCCAGGCGGGCCAAUGCGGCAACAGCAUUGGAAGUGAGUUCUGGCAGCAGCUGUGCCUGGAACAUGGCAUCAACCAAGAUGGCAAUCUUGAGGACUUUGCGAAAGAAGACGGUGACCGGAAAGAUGUCUUCUUCUACCGGAAACCCGAGAACAGAUGA
This is a messenger RNA of Anthostomella pinea, 180 nucleotides long. The record is from the annotation of a GenBank genome assembly. NCBI's taxonomy places the organism in Eukaryota, Fungi, Ascomycota, Sordariomycetes, Xylariales, Xylariaceae.